This is a messenger RNA of Centruroides sculpturatus (bark scorpion), 2260 nucleotides long. Its product is annotated as sedoheptulokinase-like. The record is from RefSeq and is a predicted model, not a curated record. Gene Ontology annotation, biological process: carbohydrate metabolic process. Gene Ontology annotation, cellular component: cytosol. Gene Ontology annotation, molecular function: sedoheptulokinase activity. Bases 25 to 1416 code for a protein of 463 amino acids. The transcript is spliced from 4 exons. Lineage: Eukaryota; Metazoa; Arthropoda; Arachnida; Scorpiones; Buthidae.
GCGUGUGUCCGGCACUCAUCAACCAUGGCGAGGAGUUCUUUGGCUUUAGGGAUCGAUAUAGGAACCACAACUGUUAAAGUGUGCUUAAUUAGCAUAGAGAAUGGAGAAAAAUGCGAAUCCCUGUCACGAGAAACCAAAGCAAGGAUGCCAAGCGAUUUAGGACACUUAGGAAGCGAACAGGACGUUCAUAAAAUCUGUACGGCCCUACAAUUCUGCCUUUCUAGAUUGCCAAAGGAAUCACUAUCACGUGUGGCCAAGAUAGGAAUUUCGGGACAAAUGCACGGUUGCGUUUUAUGGAAACAAGAUGGUGCAUGGAAGCAAAAUCAUUUCGGUAGGUACGAGGUAGAUGCAGUCAGCUGUUUGUAUACUUGGCAGGAUGCCAGAUGUACCAGUUCCUUCCUGGCUUCGUUACCUGCACCAGAAUCGCAUUUGAGACUCAGCACGGGUCAAGGUUGCCCCACGAUAUUUUGGCUAUCGAAGAACAGGCCCGAUGUCCUGGAGAAGUAUGAUAGAGCGGGUACCAUACAAGAUCUUGUAGUGACCAUGCUUUGCGGAUUGAAUAAACCUGUUAUGUCUGUACAGAAUGCUGCCAGUUGGGGUUACUUCGACACCAUCAGCGUAACAUGGAACAUAGAAAUAUUAAAAGAUGCUGGAUUCCCUAUUGACUUGCUACCUGAUGUGGUUGAUGCUGGUCAAUUAGCUGGACAAACCACAUCGUGUUGGUAUGGCAUACCACAAGGUACACCCGUGUUUGCAGCUUGGGGUGAUCUUCAGAGUUCUGUAGUAUGUAGCAUGGCUAACGAAACUGAUGCAGUGUUGAAUAUCAGCACAUCCGCUCAGCUGUCUUUUAUCAAACCGGAAGAUUUCCAACCCACCUUGAGCCAAUCUUCAUCCGCAAUUGAGUACUUUCCAUAUUUUAAUGGUCGCUACUUAGCUGUUGCUGCAUCUCUUAAUGGUGGCAACGUGUUGGCCGUGUUCGUUAGAAUGUUACAACAAUGGACACACGAAUUAGGAUUGGGGGUGCCAGAAAGUAAAAUCUGGGAGCGGAUACAAGACACUGCUAUCGAUGAUGCUAAUGCCGAAUCAGAAAUGGUCAUAGUACCAACCCUGUUUGGUGAAAGGCACCUACCUGAAGAUAGGGCUUUAGUAUCACACAUAGAUCCUCUUUGUUUAACAUUAGGCAAGGUAUCUAGAGCACUUUGUAAGGGUGUUGUAAGGAAUUUACAUUCCAUGAUGUCUAAGGAGGAGCUUGUAGAAGCGGGUAUCGAAAGAAUCGUGUGUAAUGGUAUGGCACUUAUUAAGAAUUCCGUCCUUAGAAAGGAAGUGGAAUCACACUACAGCCUACCAGUUGAAUAUAAGAAUGAUGCGGAUGCUGCCUACGGUACUGCUUUAGCAACACUAAAAUUCUGUAGCUAAUUCGCGAAUUUAAUUUUACAGUGGUAUUUACGCGUCGCCACUUCAUUAUAUUACACAAUAUACAAUAUAAUUUAGUGAAGAUUAGUCAUGUGUAAGAUCCUAUAGGAGUUGUUCUCGAUACUGUCUACAUUAUACGUUUUAUAUGAAUUCGUAUAUCAUAUGUAACUUAUUUUUUAUUGAAAACUAUUAAAAAAUUAUUCUAAAAUUAAUACAUUUGUGAUAAUUGUAUUGUUAAAUGCAAUUAAGUGAUAAUUAAGUCUUGAAUUAGAAACAUCUGUUUCGCUUCGAUUCUAUUGUUUCUCAUUAAAACAGAUGUUAAAGGUCGUUACGUGUUGUUAUAUUGAAUUACUAUACAUGAGUGAAUUCUGUACAGGGAAGCGCUUAGAUAACUGUACAUACAGACAAAUUAAUUAAUUUUAAUUGUUAUACGAUAGCUUACAUGUUAAGAACGUGUUUCUAGUGUUUCCACGUACACGUAGAUAUACGUUUCUUGUGCCUGUACUGAUGAUUUGUACACGUAGAAGAGUGUUUCUGGUAUUGUUAACAGUUUACACACUCAUGUACACGUACUGAACACGUGUUUGAUGCUGUGUACGUGUCAUAGGGCUUUGCUUACUUGAAAAGGUAUGUCAGCUGUUUUUAGUGCUUCUACGCUAAUAAAUUGACAUACACACUAUAAACAUGCACUUGAUUAUAAGCAAGUUUCUUGUAAUAGUAGAAUAAGCACUAAAAGCAUGCUUCUGAAUGAAUAAAUCAUUAGUACAAGCGGUAGAAACAUAAUUAUAAAUGAACAAGCCAAUUAGUGCAGUAUAAAAAUGGAUUUUAAGGUACAGCGUGAAGGACA